UCCCUCCUGCAGCUCAGAACAGCGCAGGGUGAAUCCAACAGCCUCUCAUUUCUACUAUGUUUCUCCCUGAGCUACUAGAGCUUGAAUACACCUGAUAUUCUGCCUUCGUUUCAACUGAACUCGUGAGUAAGGCGCACUGCCUGAUAUCUGUCAAAAGUGAAUGGCAUGUUAUUACCUGAAGAGCCUAAAUUAACCAUCUUCCAGUACUGAAAGGCUUAUGAAGAAUUGCAUUUUUUUCAGCACCUUUGGUACUUCAUUGUUGCCUGAUUUUUUAAGAGCAUGAGUUGUUCUGGUUAUCAAGGGUACUUUCACCGGAAUAUUUCUUCAUGAGAUACCACAAAAGAGAGUCUAGGAAAACAAAGAAACUUGUGAUGUGGAGCUAACAGUUCUGGUUUCAGCUAGUGAAAACUUGCAGAGUCAGUGAGAAGGCAAAAAAAAUUGCCAAGGACAAUGUCGGUAACGCCUAGUAAUUUGUCACACAAUGGGACGAGCUUCUUCACUGAAAAUCAUAGUGCUAUGGAUAAGCCUAGUGAGCAGAGAACUUUGAAUGUCUUUCUAUUCUGCUUGACUUUUAUCAUUGCAUUCACAGCACUCCUGGGCAGCAUUUAUUCACUAGUUUCCCUGCUGAAAACGCAAAACAAAACCACGGUUUCAAUGAUUGUGACCUCUUUGUCAAUAGACGAUUUGAUCAGCAUCGUGCCAGUGAUUAUCUUCAUGCUCACCCAGUGGUCAACUGAUGUCCUCCCCCAGCCUCUGUGCACCACCUCAGCGCUUAUAUAUUUAUUCCAGGGCAUUUCUAGCAACCUGAAAGGGUCUCUUAUAAUUUCUUACAACUUCUACACCAUCAACAAAACUGAGACAAUGAGCUGCAGCACUUCCAAGCAACGAGUGAGCAUGGUAUGGGCCAUCCUUACCAUUUGGAUUGUCAGUUUGCUGAUCUGCAUUUUGCCUCUCUGUGGUUGGGGCAAGUACAUCCCCACCUCCUGGGGCUGCUUCACUGACUGUGCCAGUUCCUACAUCUUGUUUUUAUUUAUUGUCUACUCGCUGUGCUUUUGCCUUCUCACAGUGCUGUCUGUUCCUCUAACUUACCAGCUGUUGUGCUCAGAUGAGCAACAGCUAUUCCACAUUGAUUACCAGGAAAUCUCUCGAGGCUACACCACCCCUGGGACGCCUGCAGGCUGCAGCACUGCUACCCCAUCGCUGUCACCGGUGGACUCUGCCGAUAAAACCCUGAAGCACUUCCAGAGCACAUGUCCAAGCUCGGAGGCAGUUUUUAGGAAAGGGGUGGCUGAGAGCAGUGCACUUGAGCCCCGCUGCAUGGACAGCGUACAGAGCAGGAGCUUCACGGUGGGCUUUGCCCAGAAACGGUUCUCUCUGAUUCUUGCACUGACAAAAGUCAUUCUCUGGCUUCCAAUGAUGAUACAAAUGGUUGUCCAGCACAUCACUGGUUUUCAAAGCCUUUCGUUUGAGACACUUAGCUUCCUGCUGACUUUGCUGGCUGCCACAGUCACCCCAGUAUUUGUCCUGUCAGAACACUGGAUCCACCUGCCCUGUGGCUGCAUCAUUAAUUGCAGGAGGAAUUCAUAUACAGUGUCUUCAGAAGAACUCAAAACCAAACGCCGGGGUUUCGAAUUCAACCUGUCCUUCCAGCAAGGUUAUGGAAUCUACAGGAUAUCCCAGGAAACCCACCCCGACGGCGGCGGCGGCGGCAGCUCCGCGGCCCAGCCCGACCCGGCGAGCGAGAGCUGCGCGGGCGCCGGCGGCGGGCAGGAGCCCUUCAGCACCGCGGGGCCGGCGGACAGCGCCCCGGGGCGCGGCGGCGGCGGCGGCAGCGGGAGCGGGCAGGCGCCGUUCAGCACCACGGGGCCGGCGGACAGCAGCGGGAGCGGGAGCGGGAGCGGGAGCGGCGCGGAGCGGAGCCAGCAGCCGGAGCUCACAGACUGGGAAUGGUGCCGGAGCAAAUCCGAGAGGACCCCUCGGCAGCGAUCAGGUGGGGCCUUAGCUAUCCCUCUGUGUGCCUUUCAAGGAACUGUAUCUCUUCAGGCACCCACGGGAAAAACGCUCUCUUUAUCCACAUAUGAGGUAAGCACUGAAGGGCAAAAAAUAACUCCCACGUCAAAGAAAAUUGAAGUGUAUCGAUCUAAAAGUGUUGGUCACGAGCCAAACCCAGAGGAGUCUCCUAAUACGUUUGCUGACACAAGCGUUAAAAUUCAUUUAGAGGUACUUGAAAUUUGUGACAAUGAAGAGGCCCUGGAUACUGUGUCAAUCAUCAGUAAUAUCAGCCAGUCCUCCACACAGGUAAGGUCUCCGUCCUUACGAUAUUCACGGAAAGAAAACAGGUUUGUCUCGUGUGAUUUAGGGGAAACUGCCUCCUACUCCCUCUUCAUACCAUCACACAAUCCUGACAGCGAUAUUAACAUAUCGAUUCCAGACACUGUUGAAGCUCAUCGGCAGAAUAGUAAAAAGCAGCAUAUGGAAAGAGGUGGUUAUCAGGAAGAAAUACAAAUGUUGAAUAAAGCAUACAGAAAACGGGAAGAAGAUGGCAACAGCAAUUAAAAGGCAUUUAAUCUAGACAUUUAAACUGAUUUGACAGACAUUGCUCCUCUUGACUCAAGCUACCCUAGCAAAUACAAUGUCAACUGUUUUUUCCUAACAGAUUAAUUUUAUUUGGAUACACCGUUAAAUAGAUUAAAACUUUUAAUGAUAUAUGGAUUGGAUAACAUACUUAGGUGCUUUACAGCUUUGAACAGUGAAUUUCAAAUUAUUUAUAUAUCUAUUUACUUAAGGAACACGUGUCCAAAAGGAAUCCUAAACAAAGUCUUAAAAACCAGCUUUGGUGGCUUGUUGGCACUGGGCUGUCUGUCUGUGGGAGCCUGUGGAAAGUGAGGGAGCAGCUCCACAGGUGUGAAGAUACAAUAGUUUUGGCUGACUUGCAAAUCUGCUCUUACUGACAUGCCAGACUUGAAACAUUUAUCUGAAAAAAUGUAGCUCAAACCUAAGACUAGCUCAUUUAGUUGACUAAGUAGAGGAUUAAAAGAUAUGUAAAUGGUUUCAUUUUCUACUGCUCUAUACCAGAUUCAUAUGUAAUACAUACGUAAGUGGCAUUUGUAUAGACCUUUGAAUAUGGGUGUCUGAAAUGUAAGCAUGCACAUUUUGUAAAUACGACAUUGUGAAACUUAUGAGUGUUCUCAUGGUUAACAUUUUGUUGAUCAAAUGUGACAAAUGGUGGUUAAUUUUAUGCCAGUUACUCUGAAGAGUCCCCUUUUUUUGCCUCCAUGAUCUUUUCCCAAGUUAAGAAUUUUCCCAACCUUACAGAAUAUUUGCAACUCAAUCCAGAUAAAGGCAGCAUUUGAAAUGUCUGCAGAGCUAAGAUGUCAAAAUUAAUCUGAAUAAUUCUUCACGUCUGAGUCGUCCCUAAGCAAGGAAUAGUUUUACAACAUUGUGUGAAGCUGCUAUUUCCUCAACCUCAACACAACCACGAGGGCGGGUGUCGUUUGCAGAUAGUUGCAGAAGUCCCACCACUGGCUCACAGCAAGAACACUACUGUUUUUUCUGCUAUGUAUGUUCUGUCAGUAAACCUGUCAUCACUCUGCUUUGGAUGGAUGCCCAUGCUUUAGAUCCGAGUCAGGAGCUGGGGAAUACAACUGAUGUGGGACUCGUUAGGAAAGGGGGAAGGAGCUAUUCAAGGUGGCCACUUGAACGAGAUUGAGCUUAGACACCGACCUCAAGAGAGCAGUCUGGUUAUGUAAAUCAGGUCCCAGCCUGUAUCGCCCUCAGGAGGAGCCUGUCUCUCUACUGAUUUAUAAGGAACCUAAAGCUAAGUCUAAAGCCAACCUAAAACUGGUGAAUUCUCUAAUUUGUGUCAAAUCCAGACAAGCCAAAGCGGAAACAGUGAAUGAAGUUCUCAAGUCUUACAUUAAAUAUGCUACAUAUGCUUGAAAUGCUACUGCAUUUUGACUGAGAGGUUUUUUUUUUUUUUGGAGGGCUUGUCUUUCAUCUCAGUUAAACAGAAGUAAAUACACUCUCAGGACUUUCAGCAGUUUGAUUAAAAAUCACACUGCUUCUUUAAGGAAUAGAUUUAAUUCCCAGUGGUACGUGUUACGACAUAACCAUUUAGUGUCUGCAGUCAACCUGUUUUCCACUCAGUGGGAACAUGCAAGGGAAAAUAAGCACAACCCUGUUCAGGAUUCCUUUAUGGCUUGUGAACAGGCAGAGCAAAAGGGCCAAAUACUGUGUCUGUUUGCACUCCGUGCUUGGUCUGGAGGCCUGAGAACAAGCAGAUGGCUUGCCUUCUCCCCUCACCAACAUAAAUCAGGUUUUGCCGUUGCAAUCAGUGGGGUGGGCUAGUGUGACAGUCAUGUAGCACUGAAGAAAAUCAGGGUCGAAGACUGCAGGUUGCUGCGAUGGAUCACUCUGCGAGUUGUGCUUUCCGUGUGCUGCCUUUCCAAGGGGAAAACAAGGGCUCUCAGAAGAUUGCCCCAAGGCUCUUAAUUCCACUAAGACGCUAUGUUACAUUUCAGAUUUAACAAGAAACUACAGUAGAAGGAACAAUCGGUGGUAAGUCCAUUGAAUAAAUCUAUAUCCCUACACAAAGAGCAGAGACACACAUUCUGCUGUCUCUGGAUAUGUUGCUUGUCUUUGUGUUCUGUAGAAGGAACGUGGAAAGUGGCUUUAUCGCAACAGACACGCUCGAUCCAGAUAAAGGCAGCAACGUUGUGAUGCAGGAUGCAGUCCAUCACAACUUUAGUUUGGUCAGGUGUUGUGUCCUCCCUGGAAGUGAUUUGGACUGUGUUAACAAGGUUACGUGGUGGAGUGUUCAUCUCAGAUGGAUGGAUGUACAAAGGGUUAAAGUUUGGAGGCAUUAAAAUUCUGCAGAGCUCUGACCCAGAGCUUGACCUAAUUGUAGAGUGUUGUCUUGCUGCUGUAAUAAAACAUAGAUUUUAUUUAAUGAAUCUGUAAAUUUGAUCAUGUACAAAUGUCUGAUUAUUUUAUUUUAUUUUUUUUCUCUAAAUGACUCACAUCAUUAAACAAUUUCAAGUGUCUGAAAA
Tyto alba (common barn owl) is the source of this 5048-nucleotide messenger RNA. RefSeq names its product G protein-coupled receptor 149 (gene GPR149). Bases 451 to 2556 code for a protein of 701 amino acids. The record is from RefSeq and is a predicted model, not a curated record. Gene Ontology annotation, cellular component: membrane; neuron projection. NCBI's taxonomy places the organism in Eukaryota, Metazoa, Chordata, Aves, Strigiformes, Tytonidae. Gene Ontology annotation, molecular function: G protein-coupled receptor activity; neuropeptide binding. Gene Ontology annotation, biological process: neuropeptide signaling pathway. The transcript is spliced from 5 exons.